Messenger RNA from Protopolystoma xenopodis, 876 nucleotides. Lineage: Eukaryota; Metazoa; Platyhelminthes; Monogenea; Polystomatidea; Polystomatidae. The record is from the annotation of a GenBank genome assembly.
AUGGAUAUUAGUCAGAGCCCAGAUAGGUAUACUGACUCACCCAUGCCAUACUUCAGUGGACAGCUUGACUCCUCGCCUUCUGACCACUAUUCCUCCAUCGAUUUUGACGAGAUCACCACUGACUGCUUCUCAGACAGCGACACACACUCUCAACCAACUGGUCAUCCAGAGACGUUGCUAGAUGGCAAAAUUGGUGGCAAUAGAGAAGCAGUUUCACUACCAAAUUUUCAUGACAAACAGGCACGAAUUGACUCGGCCAGCGGUAGUCGUAAAAGUGAGGCAAGUAACGGGGGCAACUCAGUUUUUGGAGGAGAAAAGCAAGAGACUUCUGCUCGAGUUAAGGUAUUUGAGGCAUCCACUACGAAGCAGGCCAGGAAGAAGAAUAAGAAGAAGAACAAGAAAAAGAGGGAUAGAGGAUUUGAUGUGCACUCAAAACGGUUCACUUAUCCUGGGAAAGAUGAGGUCGGGGAUGAAAAUCCCUCGCAUCCGGGUGUCAUUGCUGAUGUUGACGCCGAUAAUAACGACGGAUUUCGGGAUAUUAGCGGUUUUGGGUCGUGGAUACAUGAUGACCUAAUGCAAUCCGAUGACGAUUUUAAUGAUGAUUAUGAUGAUUAUGAUGAUUACGAUGAUUAUGAUGAUUACGAUACCUACAGCGAUCCUGACUACGAAGAUCUUGUGGAAUUCGACGAAUUUUACCAUGGUCUUGAACUAGGAAGCAUUGCUGAUGACGGAUUGUUCGUAACUGAUCCUCUUUCUUUCCUUCAUACAUCUAAUUUGGAUGAUUUCUGUUCAGAUAACCCCAUACGAGACGAACGGUUAAUACGUGUUGACAUGCCCAAGUCGGGAGUUAUUACUUUUGGCAAGGAGUGUAAGUAA